AUGUUGCGUGUGCUGAGAAAAUUCCAACAACUGCGACGUUUCUCGUCCGCGGCUUUACCGGCGCCGGACACGAAUCCGCCGAUUCUCUAUGCCGGUAUUUUUAUCAAUAAUGAAUGGCAUAAAUCCAGAAGCGGCAAAACAUUUCCUACUAUUAAUCCAUCCACCGGUGAAGUAAUCGCUGAUAUACAAGAAGGUAGCAAGGAGGAUAUUGAUAUUGCUGUGCAGGCUGCUAACAAGGCUUUUAGAUUGGGUUCACGAUGGAGAACUAUGGAUGCGUCUCAAAGAGGAAUUCUCUUAAACAGAUUGGCAGAUCUGAUAGAGCGUGAUCAGAAAUAUCUCGCGUCUCUAGAAACCUUAGACAAUGGCAAACCAUAUUCGGCUGCAUACAGCGUUGACGUGCCUUUUAGCAUUCAAGUGCUAAGGUAUUAUGCAGGAUGGGCCGACAAAAAUCACGGAAAAGUUCUGCCAGCAGAUGGAAAUUUCUUUGCAUAUACCAGACAUGAGCCAGUAGGAGUAUGCGGUCAAAUUAUUCCGUGGAACUUUCCAAUGCUGAUGAUGGCUUGGAAGUUGGGACCAGCUCUAGCUACGGGAAAUGUUAUUGUCCUAAAACCGGCGGAACAAACUCCAUUGACAGCUCUCUACGUGGCACAAUUAACGAAAGAAGCCGGAUUUCCUGACGGAGUAGUCAACGUUGUUCCCGGUUAUGGUGAAACCGGAGCUGCUUUAGUGGCUCACGAUAAGGUCGACAAGAUCGCGUUCACGGGUUCUACAGAAGUCGGCAAAUUGAUACAACAAACGGCUGGCAAGACUAAUUUAAAGAGAACUACGUUGGAAUUGGGAGGAAAAUCUCCCAAUAUCAUUCUUAGCGAUGUCGACAUGAAUUACGCGGUGGAAACCUCGCAUUUUGGAUUGUUCAUGAAUAUGGGUCAAUGCUGUUGCGCGGGCUCGAGGACUUACGUUCAAGAUAAGAUUUACGACGAGUUUGUAGAGAAGAGCGCACUUCGCGCCAAGUCUAGGACUGUGGGAGAUCCGUUUGACUUGAAGAUAGAGCAUGGCCCGCAAAUCGACCAGACGCAAUUGGACAAAAUCAUGUCUCUGAUAGACUCUGGCAAGCAACAAGGUGCUAACUUGGUAACAGGUGGUACGCGCGUUGGCGAUAGAGGAUAUUUCGUCGCGCCAACGGUAUUCGCGGACGUUAAAGACGAUAUGACAAUCGCCAGGGAAGAAAUAUUCGGUCCGGUUCAACAAAUCUUGAAAUUUAGUGACCUGGAUGAAGUCAUUGAGCGCGCUAAUGAUACCCAUUAUGGAUUAGCUGCUGCAGUGUUCACGAAAAAUCUUGACAAAGCGAAUUAUAUAAUUCAAGGUCUUCGUGCUGGUACUAUAUGGGUCAAUACAUAUAACGCAAUAAUUUCUCAAGUUCCAUUUGGUGGUUUUAAAAUGUCUGGAAAUGGCAGGGAGCUUGGAGAAUAUGGUCUUCAGGCGUACACGGAAGUAAAAAGUGUAAUCGUCAGACUUCCAGAGAAAAUCGCAUAAAAUUUUAAUUUUUUACGAUGAAUAUUUCUAUAAGCAUUUUUUACUCGAAAAGGAAAUGUAGAUAUAGUUAGUAGAAGUACUCUUUAAACACAAAAAAA
Ooceraea biroi (clonal raider ant) is the source of this 1631-nucleotide messenger RNA. It is a transcript of the gene Aldh, whose product is annotated as Aldehyde dehydrogenase. Gene Ontology annotation, molecular function: oxidoreductase activity, acting on the aldehyde or oxo group of donors, NAD or NADP as acceptor. Lineage: Eukaryota; Metazoa; Arthropoda; Insecta; Hymenoptera; Formicidae. The record is from RefSeq and is a predicted model, not a curated record.